Molecule: messenger RNA, 941 nt
Organism: Lotus japonicus
Lineage: Eukaryota; Viridiplantae; Streptophyta; Magnoliopsida; Fabales; Fabaceae
Product: probable inactive nicotinamidase At3g16190
Exons: 6
Coding region: 1-762 (253 amino acids)
Source: RefSeq, a predicted model, not a curated record
AUGCCGCGGAUCAAUACUAGUCAUAAGUCACAUCCCUUCAUGAUAACUCUGAUAAUAUCUGCAAUAAAAACAACACUCAAGUGGAAUAAUAUAUAUACUAAGCGACCCAAUUGGCCGAAAUCGUUGUCACAACGCUCAAAAUCUGGACUUGGUGAAGGAGUCGACCCUUUGAAAAUGGCUGAGGAUUGGAAACACACAGCUCUUCUUGUCAUCGACAUGCAGAAAGAUUUUAUAGAAAGAGGUCCUGUGCUACUGAAAGGAGGGAAAGAUAUUGUCCCCAAUGUGAUUAAGGCUGUGGAAGUUGCCAGGGAGCGUGGAAUUCUUAUAGUUUGGGUUGUACGCGAACAUGAUCCCUUAGGAAGAGAUGUUGAACUCUUUCGUCGUCAUCUAUAUGGUCCAGGGAAAGUUGGUCCAACCUCUAAAGGAAGUGAAGGCGCAGAAUUAGUUGAUGGGUUGGUAAUUAGAGAAGGGGAUUAUAAACUGGUGAAAACCAGGUUUAGUGCAUUCUUUUCUACACACCUUCAUUCAGUCCUUCAAGGAGCUGGAAUUAAUAGUUUGGUGGUCACGGGUGAUGUUCAAACUCCAAACUGUAUCAGGCAAACUGUCUUUGAUGCUGUAGCAUUGGACUACAAACCUGUAACUGUUAUUGUUGACGCCACAGCGGCAGCGACACCUGACAUUCAUCUUGCCAAUGUGUUUGACAUGAAAAAUGUUGGAGUUGAAACCCCAACAUUACAAGAGUGGAGCGAAUCCAAAGCUUGAUCUGUAUCAACCGUCCCUGUGGUGUUCAAUUCCAAGACUCAAAAAGUGUUGAUGCCUUUUGUCAAGUUAAGCUGUAAAGUGAACUGAAACUACUUAUAUUGCAGUACUUGAUUCUUGCACUGUUAAAUAAUGACAUAGCUAUUGUUGUUUAUUUUAGCAUUGAUGACACCUUUUCUGGU